AUGCGGAAUUCACGUGAAGGAAGGCAUGCGUAUGUACGCCCGGGCCAGCUGCACAGCGCGACACGAGAAGAGAAGGACUUCCGCGCUCGCAUCUGGAAAUCCGCCCGUUCAGCAACAGCCUCUUCCGCGACGACCACAAGGACCUGCGCGCGCCUCGUCGACUACUGGAUGCAGGACGAGGCCGCGACGGCCGGGAACCCGCCGCCCGCGCACACCGACGACGAGGAGCUCGGGGGUUUCCUGUUCGACUUCCUCUUCGCCGCGCAGGACGCGUCCACCUCCUCCCUCUGCUGGGCGGUCUCCGCGCUCGAGUCCCACCCGGACGUGCUCGCGCGCGUGCGCGCCGAGGUGGCGGCCGUCUGGUCGCCGGAGUCCGGCGAGCCCAUCACCGCCGAGAAGAUCCAGGGGAUGAGGUACACGCAGGCGGUGGCGCGCGAGGUGGUCCGGUACCGGCCGCCGGCGACGCUGGUGCCGCACAUCGCGGGCGAGCCGUUCCAGCUCACCGAGUGGUACACGGUGCCCAAGGGCGCCAUCGUGUUCCCGUCCGUCUACGAGUCCUCCUUCCAGGGCUUCCCGGCGCCCCACGCCUUCGACCCGGACCGCUUCUUCUCCGACGCGCGCAGGGAGGACGUGGCCUACAAGCGCAACUUCCUGGCCUUCGGCGCCGGCGCGCACCAGUGCGUCGGCCAGCGCUACGCGCUCAACCACCUCGUGCUCUUCCUCGCGCUCUUCGUCUCCGUCGCCGACUUCAAGCGGGACACCACGGACGGAUGCGACGACCCCGUGUACAUGCCCACCAUCGUGCCCAGGGACGGCUGCUCCGUCUACCUCAACCAACGCUGCGCAAGCUUCCCGUCCUUCUGAGCUGGUCUUCCUUGUCCCAUUAUUCCGUCCUCCUCCUGCCGCUUCCUCCCUCCUUGUCUCUCUCUUCUUUCCUUCAUCCAUCUGGUCGUGUCGAGUGAUGAUCUGUACUAGGACCAACCCGGUGUUUCUUCUGUUAGUUCAUUCCAUUGGACCAUUCAUCAAAUUAUUUCAUUUCUCAUUGCUCUAGUGCUAGCAGAUAUGUCGCGUACCGUGUGCUCAUAGUAGGGUUCGAUCAAUAUGUCAUGUCUGAAAUGGAAGUUUGCAGCUCACUGUGUCUGGAGCACAAAA
This is a messenger RNA of Lolium rigidum, 1152 nucleotides long. RefSeq names its product cytochrome P450 710A2-like. NCBI's taxonomy places the organism in Eukaryota, Viridiplantae, Streptophyta, Magnoliopsida, Poales, Poaceae. Gene Ontology annotation, molecular function: heme binding; iron ion binding; oxidoreductase activity, acting on paired donors, with incorporation or reduction of molecular oxygen. The transcript has a single exon. The record is from RefSeq and is a predicted model, not a curated record. The coding region runs from base 1 to 864 and encodes 287 amino acids. Gene Ontology annotation, biological process: sterol metabolic process.